Molecule: messenger RNA, 5674 nt
Organism: Oncorhynchus nerka (sockeye salmon)
Lineage: Eukaryota; Metazoa; Chordata; Actinopteri; Salmoniformes; Salmonidae
Product: THO complex subunit 2-like
Exons: 39
Coding region: 24-4787 (1587 amino acids)
Biological process (GO): mRNA processing; mRNA export from nucleus
Cellular component (GO): THO complex part of transcription export complex
Molecular function (GO): mRNA binding
Source: RefSeq, a predicted model, not a curated record
GCAUUCAGCUAGACAUCCGGGCUAUGUGUGGUAUUUUGGGGAAGAUGGCGACACUUAUCCUGCCUGCUGAUUGGAUCAAAAACUGGGAAAAAUCUGGAAAACACGAGUUUGUACAACUAUGUAAGAAUCUUGCAGACAAAACCAAUCAUGACAGCAUAAUAAAAGAUAUACAGGCUGCUUUGUAUGAACUCUGCUGGCAUGUCGUACAAGGGAACUUCAAGCUGGACCUCGCUGCUAGCGUCCUCAGUGACAUGAUGGAACUGCGCGAUGACAUGCCAUCCAUUUUAGCAGAUGUUUUCAGUAUACUGGACAUAGAGACCAGUUCUUUGGAGGAAAAAAACAAACGCGACCAUUACACCCAGCUAGUGGGAGCAUGUCUGUUAUUUGUGCCAGAUGCCAUCCUGAAGGAGAGACUGGACCCAGAGACCCUGGAGUCCCUAGGACUCAUAAAGCAAGCCCAUCAGUUCAACCAGAAAAUCGUCAAAAUCAAGACCAAGCUAUUUUACAAGCAGCAGAAGUUCAACUUGCUAAGGGAAGAGAAUGAGGGCUAUGCCAAGCUGAUCACUGAGCUGGGCCAAGACCUCUCAGGCAACAUCACUAGCCACAUCGUCCUAGAGAGCAUCAAGUCCCUGAUAGGAUGCUUCAACCUGGACCCCAACCGCGUUCUGGACAUCAUCCUGGAGGUGUACGAGUGUCGCUCUGACCAGGAUGAGUUCUUCCUGCCCCUCAUCAAGUCCUACAUGUGUGAACCCCUCACCCUCUGCCACAUCCUGGGCUUCAAGUUCAAGUUCAACCAGGAGCCUAAUGAAGAGACCCCUACUUCACUCUACCACAUUGCUGCCGCCCUCCUCCACCACAAACUCAUAGAGCUGGAGGACCUCUAUGUGCAUCUGAUGCCACUGGAUGCCAGCAUUGUAGAGGAGCACAAGAGAGAGAUCACGGAGGCCAAGCAGAUCGCCCGCAAGCUCACCAUGGUGGUGGUGCCCUCCGAGAAGAUGGAGGACAAGGAGAGAGAGAAGGAGAAAGAGGAGGAGAAGAACGACAAGCCUCCUGAUAACCAGAAGCUGGGCCUGCUGGAAGCGCUGCUGAGGAUCGGAGACUGGCACCAUGCCCAGAGCAUUAUGGACCAGAUGCCUGCCUUCUACGCCACCUCUCACAAGGCCAUCGCCCUGGCACUGUGCCAGCUGCUGCACCUGACUGUGGAGCCGCUGUACCGCAGAGCCGGGGUUCCCAAAGGGGCCAAGGGCUGUGUGAUGAGGCCCCUGAGGAACAAGCGGGCCCCAAGGCCUGCCGAGAGCUUUGAGGACUUACGCAGAGACGUGUUCAGCAUGCUCUGCUACCUGGGGCCUCACCUCUCCCAUGACCCCAUCCUCUUUGCCAAGAUAGUACGACUGGGCAAGGGCUUCAUGAAAGAGUACCAAAAUGAGGCUAGAAAUGACCACAUCAAGGACAAAAUGGACACGUUGCUGAGUUGUUUCCUGAGCAUUGCAGACCAGGUGCUGCUGCCCUCGCUCUCUCUAAUGGAGUGUAACGCCUGCAUGUCAGAAGAACUCUGGGGCCUCUUCAAACUGUUCCCUUACCAGCACAGGUACCGGCUAUACGGUCAGUGGAAGAACGAGACGUACACCAGCCACCCACUGCUGGUCAAGGUCAAAGCUCAGACUGUGGACAGAGCUAAAUACAUCAUGAAGCGAUUGACCAAAGAGAAUGUGAAACCAUCUGGGCGGCAGAUAGGCAAGCUGAGCCAUAGCAACCCCACCAUCCUCUUUGACUAUAUCCUGUCUCAGAUCCAGUGGUAUGACAACCUCAUCGGUCCAGUGGUAGACUCCCUCAAGUACCUCACCUCACUCAACUAUGAUGUCAUGGCCUAUUGCAUUAUUGAAGCGCUGGCCAAUCCAGAGAAAGAGAAGAUGAAACAUGACGACACUACGAUAUCCUCCUGGCUUCAGAGCCUGGCUAGUCUGUGUGGAGCUGUUUUCAGGAAAUACCCAAUCGAGUUGGCCGGCCUCCUCCAGUAUGUGACCAAUACGCUGAAAGCAGGGAAGAGUUUUGACCUGCUGAUUCUAAAAGAGGUGGUGCAGAAGAUGGCCGGCAUCGAGAUCACGGAUGAGAUGACAUCAGAGCAGAUGGAGGCUAUGACUGGAGGGGAGCAGCUCAAAGCUGAGGGUGGUUACUUUGGUCAGAUCCGUAACACUAAGAAGUCGUCCCAGCGUCUAAAGGAUGCCCUGUUGGACCAUGAGCUGGCUCUGCCCCUCUGUCUCCUCAUGGCCCAGCAACGCAACGGGGUGGUCUUUCUAGAGGGGGGCGAGAAACACCUCAAACUGGUGGGAAAGCUCUACGACCAGUGUCACGACACCCUGGUCCAGUUUGGUGGCUUCCUGGCAUCCAACCUGAGUACUGAGGACUACAUCAAGCGUGUUCCCUCCAUUGACAUCCUGUGCAACCAGUUUCACACCCCCCACGACGCUGCCUUCUUCCUCUCACGCCCAAUGUACGGACAUCAGAUCCUGUCUAAGUAUGAUGAGCUGAAGAAAGCUGAGAAGAGCAACCGGCAGCAGCAGAAGGUCCAUAAGUACGUGGCUGCGUGCGAGCUGGUGAUGUCGCCGGUGCAUGAGGCUGUGGUGUCCCUGCACCCACCCCGCGUCUGGGACGACCUCCGACCCCAGUUCUACGCCACCUUCUGGUCGCUGACCAUGUACGACCUGGCCGUGCCACACAACGCCUACGACCGCGAGGUGAAGAAGCUCCAGGUCCAGGUCAAGACCAUCGAGGAGAACCCUGAUGUGCCCAUGAACAAGAAGAAAAAGGAGAAGGAGCGCUGCACGGCCCUACAGGACAAGCUGCAGGAGGAGGAGAAGAAGCAGCUGGAGCACGUCCAGAGGGUCCUGCACCGCCUCAAACUGGAGAAAGACAACUGGCUCCUCGCCAAAUCCACCAAGAAUGAGACCAUCACUAAGUUCCUGCAGCUGUGUCUGUUCCCUCGCUGUAUCUUCUCUGCCAUCGACGCUGUGUACUGCGCCCGCUUUGUGGAGCUGGUGCACCAGCAGAAGACCCCCAACUUCUGCACCCUGCUCUGCUAUGACCGGGUGUUCUCUGACAUCAUCUACACGGUGGCCAGCUGCACAGAGAACGAGUCGCGGCGCUACGGACGUUUCCUGUGCUGCAUGCUGGAGACUGUGACCCGCUGGCACAGCGACCGUGCUGUCUACGAGAAGGAGUGUGGUAACUACCCAGGCUUCCUGACCAUCUUCAGAGCCACAGGCUUCGACGGAGGGAACAAAGCCGACCAGCUGGACUAUGAGAACUUCAGACACGUGGUGCACAAAUGGCACUACAAGCUGACUAAAGCAUCAGUCCACUGCUUGGAGACGGGGGAGUACACCCACAUCCGGAACAUCCUCAUCGUGCUGACCAAGAUCCUGCCUUGUUACCCCAAAGUGCUGAACCUGGGCCAGGCGCUGGAGUGCCGCGUCCACAAGAUCUGUCUGGAGGAGAAGGAGAAGAGGCCAGACCUCUAUGCCUUGGCUAUGGGCUAUUCUGGCCAGUUGAAAGGCAGGAAAGUGCACAUGGUCCCUGAGAAUGAGUUCCACCACAAGGAGCAGCCGGUGCGUAGCGCCACCACUGCCAGCCAGCUGAACGGCCCUGGCACCACAGCCAAGCCUGCCACCAACGCCAGCAAGACGGAGGAGGGAGCCUGCGAGGACGCUGACCGAUCCAAGGAUAAAUCUCAGGGGACGGCGAAGCCAGUGAACAAAGCCAACAGCACAGUGGCCAAAAUGACUUCCAGCAAUGGGAAUGGUGCUCCUAACAGCACCAAAGCCAUCAAAGAGAGGGAUGACAAAGAAAAGAGUGGGAAGGAGAAAAAAGAGAAGAAGGAGAAGACUCCAGGCAGCACUCCAGAGACAAAGGGGGAGAGCCGGCGGGAGAAGCAGAGGGACGAGAGAGGAGCAGCCGGCAAGGAGGAGCGGGCGCCACGAGAGGGUAAGGAGAAGACGCCCAAGGCAGACCGGGACAAGCAGAAGGCGGAGGAGAAGAGCAACAAAGAGGACAACAAGGCCAAAGCCGGCAAUGGAGAGCCCAAGGAGCUGUCCAGGGAGCGCGACACUGGAGCCAAGGAGUCCAAGACUAAGGAGAAGGGAGGAGACCAGAGUAAGGAGAAGGGAGGAGACAGGAGUGCUGUGUCCGGGUCCCUCAAGUCUCCAGUUCCCCGAUCUGAAUCUGCUGAAUCUGAGAGGGAUCACAAAAGGCGAAAAGUCGAUACCCACUCUUCACCAUCCCACUCUUCCUCUGUUAAGGACAAUAGCAACGAACCCAAGGACUCUGCAUCCAAGCACCACAUCACCUACAAUUCGGUCUCGCGGUCCAAGAGCAGAGAGAGGGAGACGGACCAGAAAGAGUCAGAGAAUACCCGGGGCCGUUCCAAAGAGAAGAAGACCGAAGACAAAGACCGAAAGGACAGGAAGAGAGACCAUGUGACCACUGACCGUGAGAUGAGCCUAGAAUCCAAACGCAGAAAAGAUGAAAAUGGAACCAAUUCCUCCAACAAACACAGCAAGAGCGCCAGUCCCUCCUCAGACUCCCCGGUCUCGGCUGACAAAGAGAAGACCAAGAGGUCCAAGUCCUCCAGCAAGGAAAAGGGAGAGUCUACUAAACCUGAGAGAAACUCUUCCGGGGGCAAGAAGGAGUCUAGGCAUGACAAAGACAAACCUGACAAGAAGGAGAAGAGGGACAGCAGCGGCGGAAAGGAAGAGAAAAAACAUCAUAAGUCCUCCGACAAGCACAGAUAAUGUGUUCUAGGUCAGUCAGCGAAGCAGACCUGGAGAAGCCGUGCUUUUAACCCAGACAGUCACCCUCCCUCAUCCUGUACCACGUUGUUAACUAGUGCUCUAUUUUCUCUGCCUUGUUCAUUCUGAGAGGAGGCCGCAUCUCAAAUGUUACUCUCAUUUCUGCCUGUGUUGUUUCCGUUGUAACUGCCCGCAAGACAUGUUAGUUGUAGUGUUUGGAACUUGCAGAUCUAUUCUUCUAUUUUUCAUUUCAGUGUGUUUCAGUAACCAGGUAUUUGUUUUAUUUUUAACUUUUGAAUAUUGGCACAAUGUGCUAUUCAAAUCACAAAAUGAUAUUCUACUCAGAAAGACAACUGGUAACUGUAUUAAACGCUCUCUUGAAAUCAUCAGGUCAUACAUUCGAUAAUCACAAACGCUUGAUGAAAAAAUGCACCUGUUUUAUGUUGUCAGGUUCCUCCCCUACGGCUUGUUUUAUUGGCAUUAAUAGACACUUUCCAUAUUUGCUUUUGCCUCAUUUAGGGUUACAUGUCUAUUUAUUUCUCCUUUUUAGCCAAGCAAGUCUUUAGGCAAAGAUUGAGUGAAAUGAUACAAAUGACCAGUUUGUAUAUUAUGUGUACAAUAAUAAAGAAGGUAACAUGUAAGUCAUGUCAUAUCUGUUAUGUUUAUUUUUUGAUGUCCCUUUGCUAUGUCCAUUAUGCGAUUGUGUGUUAUCAGGUUUUUAAAUCAUUUGUAAAAUGACAGUUACUCCUUGAAGCAAAUAUAAUUGUAAAAAUGUCAAAGCUUUGUACUCCAAAUACAAAUGUUUCAGAAACAACUUUUUGGAGUUUUUAUCUGCUGUACUCGACAAGUGUAUGCUUUUUUUAACUAAUAAAUGAUAGUUUUCCUAGUGA